Molecule: messenger RNA, 4225 nt
Organism: Amphimedon queenslandica
Lineage: Eukaryota; Metazoa; Porifera; Demospongiae; Haplosclerida; Niphatidae
Product: dynactin subunit 1-like
Exons: 28
Coding region: 22-4044 (1340 amino acids)
Source: RefSeq, a predicted model, not a curated record
AUUUUACUCCGCCUACUUAAAAUGGCGGAUAGUACCCCUGAGUGGUUGAAGGUCGGUUCUAAAGUCUUGGUAAAGGAUAGAGGUCUAGAGGGGACGGUAAGGUUUUUGGGUGAGACUAAUUUCGCUCCUGGUCUCUGGGCUGGCGUUGAACUGGACGAACAGAAAGGGAAAAACGAUGGAACUGUCAAAGGAAAGUCAUACUUCAGUUGUGAGGAGGGGUAUGGUUUAAUGGUACGAUAUCAUCAACUCGACCCGAUUGACAGUGGAGGUCUUGUAGCCACACCCACAACCUCCUCACCAGAAAGUUGGAUAAGACCAGGUCUUAGGGUCCUCGUUAAAGACAAGAACCUUGAGGGGACCAUAAGGUUCUUUGGAAACACCGAGUUUGCUCCUGGUAAAUGGGUGGGAGUAGAGUUGGAUGAUCCUAAAGGGAAAAACAAUGGAUCUGUCAAAGACAAGGUUUAUUUUGAGUGUCGUGAGAAGCAUGGGCUAAUGGUUCGAUCUCUUCAAAUUGAGUCCCUGGGGGACGUACCCUCGUCUACCCUUGUACCAAAGAAGAGACUAGGAGGUACCAAAUCGCCGAUCACUGGCUCAUCCCCUGGAGCCAAACGAUCACAACUUGCUAAACCAUCCCCUAGAAGUGGGAGUGGUCACACUACACCUGGUUCCACUCCUAGCUCAACGUCACCUAAAGUCCCUCACAAAGCCACACCCAAAGAUGAGGAGUCACCUUUGCCUCCUCCCCUUCCUUUGGUGUCCGCAGAGUCAGGGGGAACGGAUCCAGUGGUGUUGGAUUUACAGCAGAAACUGUCGAUACUCCAACAGAAAAGAGCUGAAGAUAAAACAAAGAUAAAGGAAUUGGAAAAGUAUCGUAUGCAAUACCAACAAAUGGUUGAAUAUAAAGCAAAAUGGACUGAGUCACAGUCUGAUCUUCAGCAACAGUUGAAGCAAGCAAAGAAAGAGGCGAGGGAUGCCCAGUUAACUAAGGAGCAGGUGGAGGAUGAACUGAGAGAACUCUCUGAUGCUGUGGAGAUUGCAACACUUGACAAGGAAAUGGCAGAAGAAAAGUGUGAAGGUCUGCUAGCGGAGAAUGAGGCUCUAAAGGAGCAGAUACAGGAGCUGAGUAUGGACCUUGAGAUACUCCAGAAUGAGAUCAGUGAGUCGGGAUAUGAGGGAGCAGCUGCUAGCGGCCAACUCAAGCAACUGGAGCAACAGAAUAACCGUCUGAAAGAAGCACUAAUGAGAUUAAGAGAUGUUUCAAACGAGGAGAAGUCAGAGCACCAGCUUCUCCUCAGAGAUUUUGAGAAACAAACUCAAGUUCUGUCUCAGACUAAUGAGCAGAAAUCCCGACUGGAAGAAGAACUAAAAGGAGCUGAGGAAUUUAUAGCUACACUUAAGGAGCAGGUGGACAUUGCAAUGGGGGCGGAAGAAAUGGUAGAGAAGCUCACUGAGCAGAAUCUAAAAUUAGAAGAAGAUAUUGUACAACUGAACGAGGCAGUGUCUGACCUUGAGGCUUUGAGAGAACUGAGCGAGCAGCAAGAAGAAAUAAAGAUAGAGGAGGAACACGAGCUAAGGGAGGAGCUGGACAUGAACAUGAACAACAUACGGCAGCUGGAACAAAAACUAGACGCUUCUCAGGAAACCAUUGUUGACCAACAGAAGACCAUUGACAAGUUUAGGGACUUAGUCCGUCACUUGCAGACGGAUCUAACUGAAUUAAGGAAGCAGCCAAAGGAGGAGCAAGGGGAGGUGGAGUCAACUCCUUCGAUUGUGUCAUCGGAGACAAUGUUGAGUCAAAUAAAGACAUCAGCUGUUCAAGCCUAUUCAAGGACAAUUGAUUACGAAUUGCGUAAACUUGAGUCUCAGCAGUCCAGUGAGAUAAUAAAUUAUUUCAAGUCUUUUCUUCCGAAUUCAUUCCUUGUCAGUGGAGGUGAUUAUGAUGCUGUCAAUGUCAUUAUGCUUCUGCCAAGGAUUGUUUUUAAGGCUGAACUGAUUAUUGAUCAACUUAAGCAACAAACUGGAAUAGAUGAAGCCCUCUCCUCUCCCUCUACUGCUCCACCAAACAGAUUAGAUUUACAAACGUUUGCUUCGUUCCUCAUCUACAAACUAACGACUCUUUGGCAGCUGGUCAAUGUUGUCAUUAGGAUUUUAACUGAAUGUGAUGUUCCUUUGUAUCGUCAAGUUGGUGGAAUCAGAGAUGACCUUGCUUUGCACGAGAGGGCCCUUAACAUAUUAAUUGAGCUAUUGAGGAAAGAACAGUUGGAUGAAGCCGUUCCUCUUAACGGAGUUGAGAAAGCCAUCAAACACUUUGAGAGCCUGCUUGAGAACCGCCUAAAGUUCAGUCCUAAAGGAAGAGUCAUGGACCUGUUUCAAGAUAAUGUGAGGGUUGUCACUAAUGGCUGCAACUACAUGACACUGGAACUGACAAGAUUACACAAUAUGUCAAAGAACGCCAGUGGGUUUCUUUCAGUAUUAAAGGAGCUUGAGAGUUUCAAUAAUGACAUAAGACAGACCUGCAGGAAGGCAAGGAGGCGUCUACCCACCCCACAGUCAGGGAAGAUCAUACUUCUGCCUGAUGACCUCUUUCCUUCUCUCAUCAAGAACCAGGCACUACUGGUCACUAACUUUAGGGCUUUGUAUAGCAGAGUACACCAUAAGAACCAGGGACUGGCUGAUAAUGAGAGUCUGUCAAAUGCCGAGUUGGAAGUCUUGUUUAAUGAGAUGGCAAAAGUUGUGUUCCAAGGAGUGAUGAUUGAAGAAGCAGGCGGAGACAGUAUACCACACUCCUGCAUGUCAAAGAUGGCCAAAGAUCUGGAACACUUUUUGACCGAGUUACAAAAUGGAACGUACGACUCUCAGGAUCCUAAACUUAAAUUUACACCUCCCAUUACACUUCGUGCUCAAGUGGUCAAAGAUGAGUUGAGUGAUACUGAGGGUCUCCGUUACAAGAUCGAAGAGAAGAACAACGAAAUAAAGGAACUUAAGAAAGACCUCAAACUGAAACUGCAAGAGAUCGGAGAGAUAAACACCAAGGUUGCUCUCCUUGAGAAGAAACUGGAGCAGGCAGGAGCUGAAUGCACCCGUAAAGUCGAGGAGGAAAAGAUGGAGACAGAGAGAAUGAAGACUAUUUUAGAUCAACAGGAAGAGAAAUUCAACAGAGCUAUUGUUGUCCUACAGAAGGAUAUAGAGGGGCUGGAGGAGGAGAGGGAUACUCUUAAACAGCAGCUGGAGUCUCAGUCAAGGUCCCCAAUGCCACAGGAUCUGCCCAGAAGAACAUCAUCACUCAGUGGUCGUCAAGCGUUAGCUACUCUCAUGGGUUCAAGGUCGCCAGCUCAUGCCCACAGGAGUCAAGCCACUCCUCCUCAACCCAGCACUGCUGCCUCUGAUGACACAGCUGGUCCCUUCCCGCCAAUAUCUAACUCUCCACUUCUUCUAGCACAGAUCGAUUCUUUGAAGAAGGCUUUGUGUUAUUCACAAGAUGAGAAUGUUCAUUUAAAAGCACAGGCAGUUAGAGCUAAGUUGUCAUCCCUCCCUCGUCUUCAUGUUGCUAGCACUUUGAGUGUUGACAGGAAGAGGAGGAGAGAGGGAGGGGAAGAGACUAACCGCAGCGACACUGAGAAAUCCUUUACUAGAAGGACAGACAAUUUACUAAAGGAUUUGAAUACAGCUCUCUCGCAUGCCUGUGUUGUUGAUAUCACCAAAAAAGAGAGAGAUGUUGGUGCCAGAGAAGCCUUAGCUCAAAGAAUGUCUUCACUCAUUGAACUGAAGCACAAAACUGCAUUGCUGAAAGAAGAAGCUGCUCAAAGUUUAGCAUCAAGUUAUUCCAGAGGAUUAGUACAGACAAGAAUAAAGUCAUUUGUGUCACCUUCUUUUUCAAAGGCUUUGUCUGAAAAUGACGCUUCAUGCAAGCAGCUCCUUGCUAAACUGUACUUGCCAGGUUCUUCUGGAAGGGAAGAGGGAGAGCUUGCGAGUGGCAGAGCUUGUAAGAAGCUCCUGCUCUCUGCCUCUCAGUUUCAAGCGCUUCAUUCGCUUGUUGUGACAUAAAAUAAUAAUCAUUUGUAUAAUGUCUAGCUAGUUAGCAAUAAUGAUAAAAAAGCUCAGAAUAAAAACUCUACAAAAAUGAUAAUGAUAAUUUGAUUAUUAUUAUUAUUCUUAUUAAUGUUUUAUGAUCCUAAUGAUAAUAAUUUAGCAGUCUUUUAUUGAAUGUAUAACUCAAUCAGAUCAA